Molecule: messenger RNA, 2037 nt
Organism: Aplosporella prunicola CBS 121167
Lineage: Eukaryota; Fungi; Ascomycota; Dothideomycetes; Botryosphaeriales; Aplosporellaceae
Exons: 5
Coding region: 109-1896 (595 amino acids)
Biological process (GO): biosynthetic process
Molecular function (GO): intramolecular lyase activity; geranylgeranyl diphosphate synthase activity
Source: RefSeq, a predicted model, not a curated record
CUUGCACCCCUCUCCGUCGCAUUGAGUCUCGACGAGCCGUGGAACCAACCUUACCUCCGGGAAGCUCAUGGCACGGUAGCGUUACCCUGCACGAAAUCCGGCUUCGCCAUGGCUUGCGACUAUGCACUUGUACAUUUGAAGUAUACCAUACCGCUGGCGAUUGGCCUUUCGUUCCUUUACCGGCCGCUGUUGACCCGCCUCGACGUGUACAAAGUCCUCUUUCUUGUCUCAAUUGCUAUUAUAUCGACCAUUCCAUGGGAUUCGUAUCUCAUUCGCACCCGGAUAUGGACCUAUCCAUCCCAUGUCAUUAUUGGCCCCAAGCUGUUUGAUAUUCCUGCGGAAGAGAUAUUCUUCUUUGUGGUUCAAACGUAUAAUACCUCCUUGCUAUAUCUCCUAUUUAGCAAACCAGUCUUUCACCCCGCAUACUUGCGUACCGAGAGAAGAGAUGGGAGCACGUUGGAAGAGCGGAGACCAACAUGGAAAAAGUACCAAUUGAUAGGUCAGCUGCUGCUCGGGCUUGGAAUUGGUUACAGCGCGUGGAUGGUCAAAGCUGGCGGAGUUGGCACGUAUAUGGGUCUGAUUGUUCUCUGGGCAUUUCCUUUUCUUCUGUUAUUAUGGAGUCUUGCAUAUCAGUUCAUUCUCGGCCUUCCGAAGUCUAGUACGCUUCUGCCAAUUGUUUUACCAACCCUCUAUCUUUGGGUCGUCGACACUCUUGCUCUCAGGCGGGGCACUUGGGUUAUUGAAUCUGGAACGAAGCUUGGUAUCCACCUGUGGAGUGGCUUGGAGAUAGAGGAGGCUGUGUUUUUCCUGAUAACCAACACUCUCAUUAUCUUCGGUCUAAUCGCUUUCGACAACGCAUUGGCAAUCCUCUACACCUGCAAAGAGUCAUUCCCCACGGUACCAAAGAUGCCUUCGCCAGUUCUUCUCGUCCAGGUUCUGCUUAAGCCAGCAAUGAAUUAUGACGAAAGUUAUAUUCUUGCUUUGCAAGAAGCAAUCAGCAGACUCCGACGGAAGAGCCGCAGCUUCUACUUAGCCAGCGGAACAUUCCAAGGAAGACUACGGAUUGAUCUGAUACUCCUAUACUCGUUCUGCCGGGUUGCCGACGAUUUAAUCGAUAAUGCCUCCAGCGUGGAAGAAGCCAAAGAAUGGAUCCGAAAACUGCGCGUUUUUCUUGACCUCUCCUAUGGCCCCUCUGGCAAGAGUGGGUCUCCUGUUCAGUAUGCCAAAGAGGAAUUCCCAGCUUCGGCCAAGUCGACUCUCGAGUACCUCCCAACCGCCUAUCUCUCCAGCAAGCCCCUUCGCGACAUGCUGGACGGCUUUGAAAUGGAUUUGGCCUUCUCCGACCCGGGCUCCGAAUCUCCGAUCAAGGAUGUCGAGGCCCUCGAUCUCUAUGGCGCACGUGUCGCCGGCACAGUCGCCGAAUCGAUUUUGGAAAUGGUAUUCCAUCAUCAUCAUGAUGCAGCCACAUCGGAAUCAAAAACCCGUCUUAUCAAAGCGGGAGGGAGAAUGGGCGUCGCGCUGCAAUAUGUCAACAUCUCGCGUGACAUCCGGGUGGACGCUGAUAUCAAGCGUGUCUAUAUCCCGCUGACGUGGCUAAAAGAGGAGGGUCUUACGGCUCGGGAUGUCAUUAAGCAGCCACAGGGAGCAAAGGUGGAGGCGCUCCGGUCACGCCUGCUCGACCGCGCCUUCAGCAUGUACUCGGAGGCACGCGGAGCCAUCGAGGAGCUGCCCGCUGAAGCCAGAGGCCCCAUGAUGGUCGCAGUGGAGAGUUACAUGGAGAUCGGCAGAGUGCUGAGGGAGAAGGGCUGUGCGCCGCGAGAAGGGAGAGCAACGGUGCCGAAGAUGCGCAGGGUGUGGGUUGCGUGGCAGGCGCUACGGAAGUGCUCGACGGCCUAGUUUUCGUGGGGCUUUUGAGCGCAUGAUGUUUGUUUCGGAGAUACCCUCUCAGCUGAUAAUUGUUAGUUGACGUUUAUGUAUGUAGUAUUUGUUUUCAUUGCUAGUUGCUAGUGUAAAAUGGUGAUAAUGUGAUCCUUCGGC